AUGUUGUCAACAUUCUCUUACAGAUACCUACCUACCUGCUUUUAUAUCAUCAAAUUGACGUUUCAGACUGUGAUUUUACUUUGUGAAAAAAAUGCUCAUGGUAAUAAAGUUUAUGAAUGUAUGUAAUAAGCGCGGUCAUACUUCUUGCGUCAAGACGCCUACCUCGGCCCUGGCCUUCGAUCGAUACCUCGCAAGUCGGUAACUGAAGCUACACGGUGCGGGCGUAUAGCGAGAAUUUCACUCGUUCCUACUCAAAGGUGUUCCAUUCAAAUGUCGUCGUUUCCGUUGUAUGUAGAAACGUACAAGAUAGGAAAUCGUGUUUAUCGCCGAACCGCGUAUAAAAGGAAUGACAGCAAGCGAGCCGAAGACGUUGGAGAUACGCCAGAUGUGUACGCAGAUGAAUAUGAUGACGAAGACCCUUCAUGUUCAGAUGUUAUUCCAGCGAAACGAGGGCGACAGCUGUCGGGUGAUGACGAAGAACCAGCGGACCCCGCACUGAAACUAUGCGACAGUGAUCCCAGGGUCUCAUAUGAUGGUUCGAAAUACACAGCAGAAAUCUACGUCCCCAGUGCGUUCUAUGGAAAAUUAAUUGGUACGCGUGGGACAACCAGGCGAGAAUUGGAAGAGUCGACGGAAUGCCGCCUAACAAUCCCUCGAAAAGGCCAAAAAGGAAACGUUGAGAUCAAGUCUUUCGUUGGCCUCGAGAAUGUGCAGCGUUGUCUAGAUCGUAUAGAAUUCCUUGUCGCGGAAGCAAGAAAGACGGCUCCUCUCACACAUUUUGUAGCGGUUCCAUGUGCACAAUCAGAAAUAGUUCAGUCUUUCGAAUUGUUCAAAGAAGCUGUCAUAAACAAUCCAAGAGUUCCGGAGGAAUCGCGUAAGGCUGAGCUAUUCACAUCGCCCAUCAAAAUGCAUAUAACAGUGUGCGUUCUAUGGCUUUUCGACGAAGAAGAACAAAAGAAAGCUAUUGACGUCAUAAACGAAUGCCGCGGCGAUCUUCUAGCCCAUCUUCCAUCUACUCCAUUAGAAAUCGAAGUAAGCGGUGUAGAGACAUGGGAGGACGAUCCAAAGAAUGUGCGAGUCCUUUUCUCGGUUAUUCGUUCAGAUCCACUUCAAAGAAUCUGUGACUUACUGCGAAAGAGACUUGUAAUUGCCGGUCUUUCGCCCAAGACUGAAAAAUCGCUGUCGACGAUCGAAUCAUCUGUCAGAAUGCAUGUGACGCUUAUGAAAAGCUUAUAUGCAGAUCGGGAUCACCCGAAACCCUUCGAUGCCGAGGUGAUACUCGAGGAGUACAAAGACUAUCACUUUGGAACGUUUACGCCCAACAAGAUCGUCGUGUGCUCGAUCAAUACCGUGGUUGAAGAAACGGGCUUCUACGAGCAACUCUACGAGAUGGCUUUACAGUAA
Messenger RNA from Haemonchus placei, 1404 nucleotides. NCBI's taxonomy places the organism in Eukaryota, Metazoa, Nematoda, Chromadorea, Rhabditida, Trichostrongylidae. The record is from the annotation of a GenBank genome assembly.